Limanda limanda (common dab) is the source of this 2132-nucleotide messenger RNA. Its product is annotated as glucose-induced degradation protein 8-B homolog. Gene Ontology annotation, biological process: proteasome-mediated ubiquitin-dependent protein catabolic process; positive regulation of canonical Wnt signaling pathway. Gene Ontology annotation, cellular component: cytoplasm; nucleus. Gene Ontology annotation, molecular function: protein binding. The transcript is spliced from 5 exons. The coding region runs from base 146 to 835 and encodes 229 amino acids. The record is from RefSeq and is a predicted model, not a curated record. Lineage: Eukaryota; Metazoa; Chordata; Actinopteri; Pleuronectiformes; Pleuronectidae.
UCUGUUAGCCCGGGUCCGUUCGCCUGGGUCUGUUAGCCUGGGUCCGUUAGCCGCCAGUAGCUCGGCUCUUCUCCCCGGUGUGGAAUCUGACCCCCCCCCCCCCGAGCAGGAAGCGCCGUCCCGGGGCCUCUCUGUACGCGUCCCAAUGAUGAGUUAUGCUGAGAAGACAGAAGACAUCACCAGAGAAGAGUGGAUGGAGAAGCUGAACAACGUGCACAUACAGAGGGCGGACAUGAACCGGCUCAUCAUGAACUACCUGGUGACAGAGGGAUUUAAAGAGGCGGCGGAGAAGUUUCGGAUGGAGUCCGGUAUCGAGCCGAGUGUGGACCUGGACUCUCUGGACGAAAGGAUAAAGAUUAGAGAAAUGAUCCUGAAGGGACAGAUACAAGAAGCCAUCGGACUCAUCAACAGCCUUCACCCGGAAAUGCUUGACACCAAUCGAUACCUGUAUUUUCAUCUGCAGCAGCAACAUUUGAUUGAGUUAAUCAGACUAAGGGAGACUGAGUCAGCGCUGGAGUUUGCCCAGACACAACUGGCCGAGCAAGGGGAGGAGAGCAGAGAGUGUCUGACAGAGAUGGAGAGGACACUCGCCCUUCUGGCUUUUGACAACCCAGAGGAUUCGCCCUUCGGAGACCUGCUCAACAUGAUGCAGCGGCAAAAGGUCUGGAGUGAGGUGAACCAAGCUGUGCUGGACUAUGAAAACAGGGAGUCUACGCCCAAGCUGGCAAAACUCCUGAAGCUCCUGCUGUGGGCACAGAACGAGCUCGACCAGAAGAAGGUGAAAUAUCCCAAAAUGACUGACCUCAGCACGGGAACCAUCGAGGACCCAAAGUGAACAUAACGGAAAACAAACAACCACCUUCCACGUCUCCUUAAUUUAUAAUCAGUCAGUGACUGUGUGACAACCAGGUAACAUAUAUGUAUAAACUAAUACUACAUUGUUUUUAUUUUCCAUGUUGCAUCCAUGAGAAGUAAGACUUAUAAACUCAUUGUGUAAACUGUAAAUUGCUGUAUUUGCAAACCGACAGAAAUUAUCUACUUUAAAUACUAAUCCUGGGUUUUCAGACGGAUCUCGGAGACGACAAAAUUCAAACUGCUGUUUUUAUAUUUUGUCUUUCAAAAGCUUAAGUCAGUAUUAUUAUUUAUUUCCCCCGACAAUAAUUUACCCAGAAAGAGAGAGCUGAUGGUGUAAACUGUACCGAUGCAAACUUUGGAACUGCAGAUACACAAUUAGCCUUUAACUUAAAUUCCAAAUCUAAAUUUCUUACUUAAAAUGUUAAUACUUUUCAAUUAAAUGGAAAAAUAUGCUUUAUUGAUGUAAAAUAAUUUAAUUUAUAUAAUAUUUUACAGAUUUGUGUUAAGUUUGGUGUUUGGCAAUUUGCUGUAGCAUCGGUCAGUUGCUUCCUACACCUGAGGGUCUGAUGAUUGUAUGUGCACAGAGCCGGUGGCGUGAACGACCUUGUUCAAGCAUCAAAGAGGUGAAACAGGUUCUGAGUGAAAUCAGAGACGCUCUCUUGCUGACCUGAGGCCCUGGGCCUGUCUGAGCGUCCUACACACUUCACCUCCAGCAAGCUCCAAAUGUCUGAGAUGGUUUUACAUCAGUGGAGUUGAGGUUAUGAUGUUAUUCAAGUCUCAGCUGGUGUCACUGAUAUAAGCAGGGUUCUCACGCUGCUUGAGACAAAGGCCUGCUAAGGAAUGAGGGAGCUGUCAAACGUUUGUUUCUAAAACUGUCAGACUGAAAAUGAUUUAGAGUUUUUGUUAAGAUGAUUAGAAAUAUGGACAUUUCUUAUCUGCACUGGUUGGUCAAAGAACUUUCUGUCCAUUUUGCCACUUUUAAAACCGUUUUACACUUUAUUGCAUGCAAGUGUUUUGUUUGUUUGUUUAUUUGCAAUGGGGAAAAGGCACUUGUGCUUGUUUACUUUUGUUUAUUUGGUUUACUUUUAUAGAACAACAGAAAACAAACUUGCUGCUAGCUGUCCAUCCUUAAUUUCUUUUAAGGUUGUAUUGUCUUUAUAUAUAUAUAUAAAUAUAUUGGAUUUGACAUACACAAAAAACCCACAGAGAUCACACCCCUUUUAUUAUUCAACAUUUUUAAGAUCAGAUUUACAAGUAUUGAAAUAAACAAAACUUUU